This is a messenger RNA of Penicillium bovifimosum, 1797 nucleotides long. Its product is annotated as Major facilitator superfamily domain general substrate transporter. Gene Ontology annotation, biological process: transmembrane transport. Gene Ontology annotation, molecular function: transmembrane transporter activity. The coding region runs from base 1 to 1797 and encodes 598 amino acids. The transcript has 5 exons. The record is from RefSeq and is a predicted model, not a curated record. Lineage: Eukaryota; Fungi; Ascomycota; Eurotiomycetes; Eurotiales; Aspergillaceae.
AUGGAAAAAUCAACCGUUUCCGACAAGGUCACCCCGGCCGAUUUGAGCGAUGAUGCGGAGAAGAUGGGAGGAUUCCAUCACUGCAUGCAUGACCCAUCCAGCAACAAGACAGAGCUGUCUGAUUCAGACUCAGCCGAGUUUCAGGGUGGUGUCCAGCGUGUGAGAGCUAUGACAACGACGUGGUCGACCAAGACUCUGGUGCUCAUGUUUAUUCUAACAAAAGUUAACACCCCGUCGGCAAACAGAUUAUACCUCGUGUCAUUUGUAGAUGCACUCUUGGGUAGUGUCGAGGGUUCACUGAACCCCUAUAUCACGUCCUCAUUCGACAAACACGGCCUGCUCACAGUCGUCAGCGUCGUUUCUACAAUCCUCGGUGGUUCAUCCACACUUAGCCUGGCCAAGAUCAUUGACGUCUGGGGGCGUGUAGAGGGGUUCCUCCUCAUGCUCCUUCUUGUCACCAUCGGUAUGAUCAUGAAGGCCACAUGUACAAGCAUGGAGAUGUAUACCGCAGCUCAUACUCUAUACUGGGUGGGCCACAUCGGUCUCAUAUAUGUCGUGGAUAUCAUGCUGGCGGAUAUGACCUCCCUGAGAAACCGGAUGUUGAUACUUGGCAUCAACGGCACACCGGGUAUAGCAAGUGUCUUUGCAGGACCGAAGAUCGCGAAUCUAUUCUACACCAACCUUGAUUUUCACUGGGCAUUCGGCGCAUUUGCUAUCAUGUUGGUUGGUGUCAGUAGUCCUGCCGCUGUUGUGAUGCUGGUUAUGCAGCGUCGCGCUGAGAGAACCGGCGUCCUUGAGAAAGCCCGCUCGGGGCGUGUGUGGUGGCAGUCCGUUGCUCACUAUUGCAUCGAGUUCGAUGUUAUUGGAAUCAUCUUGAUCACAGCCGCCUUCUCCUUGAUUUUGCUCCCCUUCAGCAUCGCCUCCUACGGCCCCAAGGGCUGGGCUACCGGAUACAUCAUUGCGAUGGAAGUCCUCGGUGUAGCCUGUAUACCAGUAUUCUAUAUCUGGGAGCGGUACUACUCUCCAGUGCAGUUCCUUCCGUGGAGGUAUCUGAAGGAGCCAACGAUUAUCGGCUCGUGUCUGCUGUACGGCGUGAUGUUUAUAUCUGUUUUCGCUUGGAAUAGUUACUUCGGCUCUUACCUGCAAGUUGUCAACAGACUCGACAUCACGACUGCCGGCUACGUGCUCAACUCUUUCUCACUGACUGCCUUCAUCUUCAACCCGAUCAUCGGCCUAUUGAUCAGAUAUACAGGCGACUUCAAGUGGACCGCAAUGGCCGGCGUACCAAUUUUCCUCCUAGGCACGGCCUUGCUCAUCCCAUUCCGCACACCAGACACCCAUGUCGGUCUGCUCACAAUGGUCCAAAUCCUGGUUGGACUGGGUACCUGUCUCUUCACAGUAUGCGGACAGAUCGCUGUGAUGGCAUCAGUAAGGCACCAAGACAUUGCCGUAGUCAUGGCAAUCUGGGGUCUGUUUGGAUCGAUCGGCGCCUCAGUGGGUAUAGCCAUCGCUGGUGGAAUGUGGAACAAUAUUCUGCUGGACCAGUUGCGUAACCGGCUACCAGAGGCGAGCAAGCCUCUGGCGGAAAGUAUCUUUGCCAACAUGGUAACGCAGAUGUCAUACCAGGAUGGUACGCCCGAGCGGGAUGCCAUUGUUGGGGCGUAUGGUGAUUUGCAGCGGAAGAUGGCUAUUGUUGGUGUUUGCUUUGUACCAUUGUGUAUUCUCUGCACUUGGUUCUGGCGGAAUGUCAACGUCAAGAGAUUGGAGAAGGAGCAGACUACUGGACAUGUAUUUUGA